Molecule: messenger RNA, 1807 nt
Organism: Kogia breviceps (pygmy sperm whale)
Lineage: Eukaryota; Metazoa; Chordata; Mammalia; Artiodactyla; Physeteridae
Gene: RUNDC3A
Product: RUN domain containing 3A
Source: RefSeq, a predicted model, not a curated record
AGGGAAGGGGGGUGACAGGCCCCGGCUCAGCACCUCGGAGAGCUCCCUCCCCUGCCUUGUUUUGCUCCGGAAUCGCCGCCGGGGGAGGGAGCCAGGGGGCCCGGCAACAAGCGCAGCGGCUGGAGGAUGGCCGUGGAGGGGUCGAGGGGCCCCGGCGGGCAGAGGGCCCAGCCGUGAUCCGGCGGGGAGGCCGGGACGCCGAGCGGGUGGCGGGGGGCAGCUAGAGGCGGCAGCAGUGGCUACACAUCUGGAUGGAAGCGAGCUUUGUCCAGACCACCAUGGCUCUGGGGUUGUCCUCCAAGAAAGCGUCUUCCCGCAAUGUGGCCGUGGAGCGUAGGAACUUGAUCACCGUGUGCAGGUUCUCUGUGAAAACACUGCUGGAGAAGUACACGGCAGAGCCCAUCGAUGACUCAUCUGAGGAGUUCGUGAAUUUUGCAGCCAUCUUAGAGCAGAUCCUCAGCCACCGCUUCAAAGGUCCGGUGAGCUGGUUCAGCUCAGACGGGCAGCGGGGCUUCUGGGACUACAUCCGCCUGGCCUGCAGCAAAGUGCCCAACAACUGCGUAAGCAGCAUCGAGAAUAUGGAGAACAUCAGCACUGCCCGAGCCAAGGGCCGGGCAUGGAUCCGGGUGGCACUGAUGGAGAAGCGCAUGUCGGAAUACAUCACCACAGCCCUACGGGACACCCGGACCACCAGACGUUUCUAUGACUCGGGAGCUAUCAUGCUGCGGGAGGAAGCCACGGUCCUCACCGGGAUGCUGAUCGGACUGAGCGCCAUAGACUUCAGCUUCUGCCUAAAGGGCGAAGUGCUGGACGGGAAGACCCCCGUAGUCAUCGAUUACACGCCCUACCUAAAGUUCACCCAGAGCUACGACUACCUGACGGACGAGGAGGAGCGGCACAGCGCCGAGAGCAGCACGAGCGAGGACAACUCGCCCGAGCACCCGUACCUGCCGCUCGUCACCGACGAGGACAGCUGGUACAGCAAGUGGCACAAGAUGGAACAGAAGUUCCGCAUUGUCUACGCGCAGAAGGGCUACCUGGAGGAGCUGGUGCGUCUGCGCGAGUCGCAGCUGAAGGACCUGGAGGCGGAGAACCGGCGGCUGCAGCUGCAGCUGGAGGAGGCGGCGGCGCAGAACCAGCGGGAGAAGCGGGAGCUGGAAGGCGUGAUCCUGGAGCUGCAGGAGCAGCUGACAGGUCUGAUCCCCGGUGACCAUGCUCCCCUGGCCCAGGGUUCCAAGGACCUCACCACCCGCCUGGUCAACCAAUGGCCGUCACUGGGAACACUCAAUGGGGCCGAGGGCGCCAACAACGCUAAGCUCUACCGGAGACACAGUUUCAUGAGCACGGAGCCGCUGUCGGCCGAAGCCAGUCUGAGCUCGGACUCCCAGCGCCUGGGAGAGGGCAAGCGGGACGAGGAGCCCUGGGGCCCCAUUGGAAGCUCAGAGCCAAAUUAGUGGCUCCCUUCAAGAGAAUGUCCAGGACUUCAACGCAUGCAUUUUGUGUUGCCCUCCCCCUCUGGCUUCACCUUGGUUUCCCACCCUAGUUUUCCCAGUGCCUGGACUACCUGUCUUUUCUUUCUAAAAACCACACUGUACUGGAUGACCCUAGAUCUUCUUUGACACAAGGCAGGCUAUGGACAUGGAACCCCGCCACACUGUCUGUGAUUGUCCGUGUGUCUGUCUCCCCACCAGACUGUGAGCUCCGUGAGGGCAGGGACUGUGUCUCGUCCGUUCUCUGUAUCCCCCGUGCUUGGAAUGGAACAAGUGCUCACCGUGUGUUUAAUAAAUGGACAAAGAGAGAGGAUGAA